GAACACAAUGGCCACAUUGGUCCCUCCAUCUGAGGUCAAUGCAGCUGCUACCUUCCAAAGCGACUCGGUCAGUUCAUAAUUGAUAACAUUAUUAUGUGAAUUUCGAGGAGACAGUCAAUCGCAGCGUGCUGAGCUGAGACACGUAGUCGACACACUUUCUGGAUCAUACAUCAUCAUCCGUUGCGCGAGGCUACUGGACAGCUGCGAUCAAUACCCGCCUCUCAUCCCUUGAGACAGAUCCCCAUUCCAAUAGGCCGGAGGUCAUCCUCGACACUCGACGAAGUCUAGAUGAAGAGCUGGAAGCUAUCAUGUUGGCCAUGAGCAUUGCUCGAGCGCGGCGCAACUCCCUCUCCCCCAUAUGCCGACUACCUUCAGAAAUCCUCUCCCGCUGCUUCCUGUGGCUUACCUUUAUGGACGAGCCCAAGAGGUCGCCGUAUGGAGUUAUCACUAGCAGCUCCAGCAAGCUUGGCUGGAUGCGGGUUCUGGGGGUCUGCGACCACUUUCGCCAGGUCGCCUUGGCAGACCCGAGACUUUGGACAAGAAUUACUUUCCACGCUGGGCCACAGUGGGCAGCCAAAAUGGUUUCUUGCUCAAAGGCAGCCCCGCUACUCCUCCGAGCUGAGGCUUUACCUUCACAAUGUCGAGAUUUACUCCGCACCAUAGUUUGCGACCACAUAUAUCAUAUCCGAGACCUCUCUGUCGAAGAUGAUCUGAAAUUUCUAUCGUCUAUCGUCGACAUCACCACCCCAGCCCCAAUGUUGGAGACUCUCGAACUCACGAUGACCGUAUCCGGGGGUAUCGACCCUCAUCCGCUAUCCCCCUCGUUAUUCGCUCUCCAGGCUCCCCGUUUGCGCCGUCUCUCUCUCGAAGGUUUCAAACUUCCAUCAGCAGUUUUCCCGCUUCUCCGAACGGUAGUAGAUCUCUCCAUACAACUUCCUCGCUCGUAUCACGGAACAUCAUCUGAAACCCCGGCUAUCCCCUCUCUCGACGAAUUUUUCUCCAUGCUUCAAACUGCGAGCCAUGUCACGAACCUCAGCCUCAGAAACUGCAUUCCUUCGAUACCGAGCGUUUCGGAUCUUCCUGCCAACGCAAAUUCCGUAACGUUCCCGAACCUUCAAUCGUUGUGUCUUGCUACGGGCACGGUGCAAGAUUGCGAUUCCGUACUUCGAUGUCUCAACUUCCCGCCCAGCUCACGACUGCACCUGACGUGCACGCGUCGAGAUCCAUCUAACAUAGCAGCACAAAAGAAAUUACUUUCCACUAUCAGCGCCCAUACCCGCCACACUGCAGCUCCUCGUAUUGCCAAAUUAAUUAUCAAUCCAUACGUCACCAAUCUAACCUUUGAGGUCCGCGCGUGGGAUUCCUCCUCCGAUGGCCUUCACGACCAAUACUACAAUCCCAAACCAGCCAUGUUCUCUCUGUCUUUGGACGACAACUACUCUCAGGAACCUACCUUCGCCUCCAUCGCGACCCUCUUCGAUCUGACCGAGCUGCAUACACUACGCUUAGCGUCGCCGUCACUUGCCUUGGACGUCAGAAAAUGGAUACAAGUCCUCCGGCAUACGAAACAACUCGACCACGUCUCCGUCACCGGUCCUUCGGCCAUCUCCUUUUGCAGCGCUCUCGUAGUUCCUGUUCGCGGAAAGUCCUUGGCUGACGCCCGAGCGGCGCAAAUGUCAACGUCUGGCGGAACCCCGUCAUCGUCGAAGAAGAAAUCGAAGAACAACACUUUGUCUUCCGCAGAAGACUUGUUUCUUCCUGGCCUUACGUCUAUCGAGCUGGAGAAGGUUGACUUCCAAGAAGACACUCCUGGGCUGGAGAUGCCUUUCCAUGUUGCCUUGAAAGCCCUUCUCGCCAAACGUAAAGCUCUUGGAAAACCGAUUGAGCAGCUGGGCAUUUCUUACUGUACCGUGCUCGAAGACUGGGUCCAUGAGCUUAGCCAAGUUGCCACGGUCAAUUGGGAUGGGGAUUGCGGAGAUCUGGAAGAGGACGACGAACAAGACGAGGAAGACGAGGAAGGCGAGGAAGAUGAGGAAGACGAGGACUACGGUGAUGAGGUAUACUAUGAAGAAGGGAUGUAUGUGUACGAGGAUGGUGGGUAUACGUACGACUACGAAGGAGGGAAUUUCUGAUACUCUCGCUCCAUGUGACUUUCUAUCGUGCUUGAACUUCCCUUCUUACCGUCAGCGUUCCACCACAAACUUUCUCUUUAUCGCACUGAGUUCUAUGUCGUCCAAGGCUAUUGUUGCAGAAUUGUGUUGACAUCUGCUUUUGCACCACGCAAUAUACGAACACUGCGGACCUGACUAAAGGUUGAUGGUCCUAUGUCAG
This is a messenger RNA of Stereum hirsutum FP-91666 SS1, 2331 nucleotides long. RefSeq lists its product as uncharacterized. NCBI's taxonomy places the organism in Eukaryota, Fungi, Basidiomycota, Agaricomycetes, Russulales, Stereaceae. The record is from RefSeq and is a predicted model, not a curated record. The transcript is spliced from 3 exons. Bases 309 to 2132 code for a protein of 607 amino acids.